Triticum dicoccoides is the source of this 672-nucleotide messenger RNA. RefSeq lists its product as uncharacterized. The transcript is spliced from 5 exons. NCBI's taxonomy places the organism in Eukaryota, Viridiplantae, Streptophyta, Magnoliopsida, Poales, Poaceae. The record is from RefSeq and is a predicted model, not a curated record. The coding region runs from base 1 to 672 and encodes 223 amino acids.
AUGGUCCAUGCUACCAAGAGGCCGAAGGUCAGCCUGGUGCAAACUAAGAGCAUCAGUACUCUCAAGGAUGAAAUAGUUGUACCCAGGGGUACUCCGGUGACUUGCAUUGCAGGUAUAAAGCUGCAGUCUGAAGAUGUUGGCGCUGCUAUUCAAUUUCUGGAGUUCUGCCGCUCAUUUGGCAAGGUAAUUAUGGAAAGGAAGGGGCUACCAGAAGAAAUUCUCAAAGACUUAACUCAACGCAAAGAGGUGUCUUCAGUUGUUGCCGACGUUCACAUAAAUCUUCUGUCUGUCAUAGAAAAUGGCAAAGAUAACCCUUUUGAUAAGUAUCCAAGACAAGGAGAUGAGUGGAUAAGACAAGUAGGCGAAUACAUCACCUUGGCGUUACAUGCAGAAGUUACCCUUCGCUGCUUAAAUCAAGGGGUAUCAGGGUAUAAAAAUUUGAACCCUUCUUGUAAGCUGGAGGUUCUGAAUUGUCUGUGUGAUGAGGCAUUGUCUUCUGAAAAGCUGAGGACCUACAUUGACAUUGAAGAAAAAAAAAUGUGUGGCCAGACAAAAAAUCAAAGCUGCAACCAGAAAGGAGGAGAUAUUGCUAACAAUGAGGAAGCUAAUGAUAUCCUUUCUCAAAUAAAGGAAGCAGAAGAAGUCAAGCAGGCAGCUCGGAAUGGUCUGUAG